Messenger RNA from Postia placenta MAD-698-R-SB12, 1407 nucleotides. Its product is annotated as glycoside hydrolase family 13 protein. Gene Ontology annotation, biological process: carbohydrate metabolic process. Gene Ontology annotation, molecular function: calcium ion binding; hydrolase activity, hydrolyzing O-glycosyl compounds. The record is from RefSeq and is a predicted model, not a curated record. NCBI's taxonomy places the organism in Eukaryota, Fungi, Basidiomycota, Agaricomycetes, Polyporales, Adustoporiaceae. The coding region runs from base 1 to 1407 and encodes 468 amino acids. The transcript is spliced from 15 exons.
AUGGACCAAAUUUACUGGUUUAUAGACUGGAUAUGGACACAUGUUAAAGGAUACCCACCGCCUGCCCUGGAUGGCAUGCGGCUAGGUCCUCCCGAACGCACCCAUAAUGCGUUAAUGGUGCAAUUCUUUACGUGGGACUGCCGGCACCCGCAUAUGAGCUGGUGGCUGCAUUUUGAAUCCGAAGUGCCCAGGCUCGCAGAGUUGGGGGUCACACAAGUCUGGCUUCCUCCGCCAAACAAGGCUAUGACGAAGGAUGGCCAGGGGUACGACGCUUAUGACCUAUGGGACCUAGGCGAAUUCAACCAGAAAGGCACCACCGCAACCAGAUGGGGAACCAAAGACGAGUUAGCACAUGCGAUUGCUACUGCACGAACGCAUGGGAUAGACGUGCUGAUUGACGCUGUCAUGAACCACAAACUAGGCGGUGAUAGAGUGGAGACAUUCAUGGCUAUCCCAGUAGACCCGCAAAAUCGCCUCAGGGACCUUACACCGCCGAGGGAAAUAGAAGGAUGGACUGCUUUCGACUUUCCAGGGCGCAAGGGCAAGUACAGCACGCUGCGAUGGACGCACGAGAACUUCUCUGGUUUGGAUUGGGACCAGAAGAAGCGAAUGAAGGGCGUCUAUCGCAUCACCGGAGAAUCCCAUCGCGGGUGGUCUCGGUUUGUCGAUAGCGAACUUGGGAACUACGACUAUUUACUCGGAGUUGACAUUGACCAUCGUCACCCCGAAGUCCGCGAAGACCUCUUCGCCUGGGGUCAAUGGGUGCUCCAAUCAACAGGUGCAAUAGGGUUUCGACUCGAUGCGAUCAAACAUAUAGAUAGAUAUUUCUUGCUGGACUUCUUAAAGCAUGUCCGAAAGGUCACAGGAAAAGAAGAUCUGUUUGUCGUUGCUGAGUACUGGUCUCCAAACCUUAAACUUAUAAAGCCAUAUAUCUAUGCUUUUCAGGGCCUCGUGACCUUUUUUGAUGUUCCGUUGCAUCACAAAUUCUACGAUGCAAGCAAAGCUAGAUCUCAUUUCGACUUACGAACACUUUUCGACGAUACUGUGCUCAGUUUCAGACCUGGCGACGCCAUAACGUUCGUUGAUAAUCAUGAGUGGCAAGUGGGGCAAUCGCUGGAAAGUUGGGUCGGGGCCAACUUCAAACUCCAAGCGUACACAUUAAUAUUGCUUCGCGGCGAUGGACAUCCAUGUGUGUUCUACGGAGACCUGUAUCCUAAUAUGGAAUGCUACGACGCGAGGAUCGCGCAAGGCGUGCAACGUCUUAUGGAGGUCCGGAAGAAUUUCGCUUACGGUCCACGAGUGGACUAUUUCCAGUCUCAAAAUUGCAUCGCCUUCGUACGUAUGGGAGAUCAUACACACGAUGGGUGUGCCGUGAUCGUCAGUAACGCUGAUCCGACGGAACCGUAA